GUGGGGGAGCCGCUGGCGGCUGGAUCCGGCAACUCCCUGGGAGGCGGACGCAGGCGGACCGGCCGUUGCUGGGAACCGAGCGGCGGCUGGCUGCCGGCAGUUCCCGCGGGUCCGUGAAGGAGGUCGGUGGCCGCAGCGGCGCGUCAGGUGCUGCUUUUGUUAGAUCUUGUAAGAUGACGAUUGAGCAUUGACAGUUGGACUUGGCACUUCACAGGACAUUGCUGGCAAGAUCAGUUUCAGUGGAGUGAAUGGUGGAGGUAAAAGCCAAAUUGUAGACGACUUGAGAGAUUAAAAGGCUUUAAGAAAAGUAGAAAUCACUUCUGACUCUACCGAAUAGCAAGCGUUAAGCGAUUGCCUACACUGCCAAAUCAUGGCAUUACCGUUCCGGAAGGACUUGGAGAAGUACAAGGACCUUGAUGAAGAUGAGCUCCUUGGGAAUCUGUCCGAAGUGGAACUGAAACAACUGGAAACUGUUCUGGAUGAUCUUGAUCCUGAGAAUGCCCUUCUGCCUGCAGGGUUUCGGCAGAAGAACCAGACAUCAAAGUCUGCCACGGGGCCGUUUGAUAGAGAACACCUCCUGUCAUAUCUAGAGAAGGAAGCACUGGAGCAUAAGGACAGGGAAGACUAUGUCCCCUACACUGGAGAAAAGAAAGGGAAAAUAUUCAUCCCCAAGCAGAAACCUGUACAGACUUUUGCAGAAGAAAACAUCUCUCUUGAUCCAGAACUAGAAGAAGCUUUGACAAGUGCUACUGAUACAGAAUUGUGUGACCUCGCAGCUAUUCUUGGGAUGCACAAUUUGAUAACAAAUGCACAGUUCUGUAAUGUUGUAGGAAGUAGUAAUGGUGUCGACGAGGAACAUUUUUCAAAUGUGGUAAAAGGUGAAAAGAUUCUUCCAGUAUUUGAUGAGCCACCAAAUCCAACCAAUGUUGAAGAGAGUUUAAGGAGAAUUAAAGAAAAUGAUGCUCGUCUUAUUGAAGUUAAUUUGAAUAACAUAAAGAAUAUCCCAAUUCCAACCCUAAAAGAUUUUGCAAAGGCUUUGGAAACCAACACACAUGUGCAGUGUUUCAGUCUUGCAGCCACACGGAGCAAUGACCCCGUUGCUGUUGCUUUUGCAGAAAUGCUGACGGUGAACAAAACUUUGAAGAGCUUAAAUAUGGAGUCCAACUUUAUUACAGGAACUGGCAUUCUGGCACUGAUUGAUGCUUUAAAAGAUAAUGAAACCCUGUCAGAGCUCAAGAUUGACAAUCAGAGGCAGCAGUUGGGGACAGCUGUAGAAUUGGAAAUGGCCAAGAUGCUAGAGGAAAAUACAAAUAUUCUAAAGUUUGGCUAUCAGUUUACACAGCAGGGACCCCGAACCAGGGCGGCUAAUGCUAUUACAAAAAACAAUGACUUAGUACGCAAGAGACGAGUUGAAGGAGACCAUCAGUGAGUCCACCAAGGUGUGGUCCUGGAAGACUUCAGAAGAUCACCGGGGGCUCACGUUGGUGACAGCUGAAGUAACAUUUUCCUGGGUAGAAGGGAAAAGACUGGAAAAACUUAUUUUUAAUUACAUCUUUUUUUCCUAGUUUAAGUCGUUUUCAGUUUCAAAUUGUAAAAUCAGCAGUAGGUGGUAUUUUAUAUCUUGAAACAUUUCUACUUUCUAUUAAAAUAAUUAGCCUUAAUGAUUUAUAAUGAGUCUUAGGCAAAAAAUACUUGUACAGAUGUUUCAGAAACCAUUAAUGUACAAUAACGUUUUGAGGACCAAUCUUUUUUAAAAAUCAAAAAGGGACUUUGCCGAUGUCAAUUGCUUUUGCUUUCUUUGGGCAUAAAGCUUUCUUUAUUCCAUGGCCUGGAGACUUUUCUUUUUUUUUUUUGACUACGUGAUCUUGGCAAUGGUGUGUUUUUUCCUUAUCAUGAAAAAAACACACCAGAAUUUUUGAAGACUGGUGACUCAAUCUGGUCGUCUGCGGAGGAGCCGAAUCAGAUCUCCAGGGAGAAAGCCGGGCCCUCUGUGCGUUCCCAGGAACUGCACUUGUCGCUGUGGCUUAGCACCCAGGUCUGUCUCAACGUCGUCAGCCUGUCCAGGUCACGUACCUCGCUUAAAAGGAUAGCUGUGUCUAAGUUCAUCACAGGUUUUCAUUUUAAUAAUGUGGGCAUUGUUAAAUUUUUGUGGAAGCUAACAGUAAAAAGCAUCUGAGUGCAAAAGCUGUUUUUCUUUUCCAUAAAAGGGCAUAUGACCAACUCUUAGUUAUUUAGGAUAAAAGGAAAAAAAAAGCUGCUGUUAAACACAUGAAGUCAAAGGUAACAAAUAUGAUGCAGUUUAAAUCUGAGGAGCUUGCAAAAGCGUCAUUGAAACUGCUGGUCAAUAAAUAAUAAUGGGCAUGUAUAUAAAUUACUUGAUAUUACAUAGCAUAAACAAAAGGUCUUAUAUGAACAGUGUUUAAUCUCCACUACAAAUUUUCUAACAAAUAAAGAAAAUUGAUGUUCUCCAUAAUCUGACUUUUGAUACACAUUUCCUUUUAUAUUUGUCCAGAUCGUGUGUGUAAAAGUCAUUUCUAUAGGAAGAGUGCUCCAAGUAUUAAAGUGAACAAUGGAACAGUGUGCCACUGUGGGCUAGCCCUGAGUGAGACAGGGCCCUGUAGUCAUGCCCUAGGGCCAGCCCAUGGAGCAGAGCUGGCAAAGGCAUUCAUAGCUACCAAGAGAGGGAGGGAAGGAAUCCAGUAACCCUUGCCUCGAAAUUAAGAAGAAUUUACAGGGAGGUUUAAGUCUUAAGAAAUUAACUUGCAAAGUGUCUGCUGCUUCAGCUUGGGUCAGGUAAUUUAUAUAACGAAAUGGGCAGCUGCUUGCAUGCUAUGGUAAUAAGCCUUUUUUUUUUUUUUUUUUUUUUUUGACAGAGUGGACAGUGAGAGAGAGAGACAGAGAGAGAAAGGUCUUCCUUUGCCGUUGGUUCACCCUCCAAUGGCCGCCGCUGCAGCCGGCGCACCGCGCUGAUCCGAUGGCAGGAGCCAGGAUCCAGGUGCUUUUUCCUGGUCUCCCAUGGGGUGCAGGGCCCAAGCACCUGGGCCGUCCUCCACUGCACUCCCUGGCCAUAGCAGAGAGCUGGCCUGGAAGAGGGGCAACCGGGACAGAAUCCGGCGCCCCGACCGGGACUAGAACCCGGUGUGCCGGCGCCGCAAGGUGGAGGAUUAGCCUAUUGAGCCACGGCGCCGGCCGGUAAUAAGCCUUCUUAACAGGGUAACGCUUCCCUUAUAAGGGCUGUGGUGUGUUGGUUUUGUUUUUAAAUCAAUAGCCGGUGAUUUAAAGUGGCCAGAGACUCACAUUAUACUAUUCCCCUUUAGGUCAAGGCCCCUGGUUUCUUUUCGGAUUAGCAAGGCUCACUUGCUUGUUCGCUUGCCUGCCUGCCUUCUUUCUCUCUUUCUCCCUCCCUCUCUCACCUUCCUCUCCAACUCAUCUUUCUUUUUAUAUACAACUUUUAAGUCGUACUUGGUUUUGUAGAGCCAGCACAGUUCCCACAGGUUGGGAGUCAGGUGUGGAGCGGGUAACUAAGUAAGGCUUCCAGAAAGAAUUGGUCACUUUUACUUUCAGCCAGGCCUUAUUUGAAUAUCCUGUAAGUCAGGAAAUUGAUAAAUGGGGCCCCCUUCCUCCCAUAAUUUUUAAAGUAGUAGUAGUAGUAUAAGUAAGAGGGGCCCUACCUAGAAUUUUGCAUCAUACUUAUAGGCAAUAUCUUUUUCACUUAUUAUUUAUCAAAGUAUGAAGAAGUUGCAUAUUUUGCUUGUACCAUUCCAGUUCUGUGCUAGAAUAUAGUUUGUUAUAUAAUUGAAGAAAAUAUUUCUUCAUAAGUAAGUUUAAAUAUGGACAUUGGUCUAAUUGAAUAUAGAAAAUCAAGAAUUGUAACAGAAAAAUGGUGUUUACUUUGUUCUUUAAAAAUGUGGCACCUUGGGGCCGGGGAUGAGGCAUAGUGGAUUAAGCCUCCGCCUAUGGCGCUGGCAUCCCAUACGGGCGCUGGUUCGUAUCGUGGCUGCUCCUCUUCCAAUCCAGCCCUCUGCUUAUGGCCUUGGGAAGCAGUAGAAGAUGCCUCAAGUGCUUGGAACCCUGCACCCACAUGGGAGACCCAGAAGAAGCUCCUUGCUUUGGAUCAGCCCAGCUCCAGCUGUUGCAGCCAUGUGGGGAGUGAACCAGCAGAUGGAAGACUUUUCUCUCUGUCUCUCACUCUCCCUGUCUGUAACUCUACCUCUCAAAUAAAUGAAUAAAUCUUAAAAAAAAAAAAAAAAAGAAAAGAAAAUCUGUCACCACUUAGCUUUUUAGUAAAAACUUCAAUAUUUCUAAAUUGCUCUAAGAUUUUAUAAUGCAGUAAGUUUUUUAUGAUUUUGAAAUAAUCUGGAUUUUUAAGUCAAAGAUUUAAUGAGAUUUAAGUUUUAUAAUCUAACCCAUUUAAACUUACCUGGUUAUCUAAAAAUUAUUUGCAUUUUUAAAUUGCUACUUUUAAAAAGGUUUUAAUUACCCAUUUCAUAAAAUUUUAUAUUUGUCUGGAGUUCUAAUUUUUUCCAGCAUGUGCACAUGAAAUUUUAUGUUAUAAUUUCAAUAUUAGUGGCUAAUACAAUAAUACCAAAUGCAUUUUGGUGCUAUAUACUUGCAGCUAAUGCCUCAUGGACGCCUAAAAGAACAGGUGAAAAGAAUUUUCUAAGAGUGCCUGUCAUUAAAAAGACCAAAUAAACAUUUUGUAUUAAGUAAAUUAGCAGAUAGUAAGAGAUUUCAGGAAGAAUUAUCUUGGUCAUUAAAUUAUAAAUUCUUGUUAUCUAAAUGAAAUCGUCUGCAUGAUUACUUUGUACAAGAGGCACACUCUGGAAAGACGUUUUAUGUAAAUAGAACUUUGUAAAUUGUUUUCCACUUGACCAGUUAUCUGAUGUGUUUUCAUUUAAAAGGGGAAUUCAUGAUAUAAUAAAGAUUAUAAAAAAAGUUUUGAUAAAAUAUUUGUAUUCUAUCGUAUGCUAUAUUUAACCAUUGCCACCAUUAAAAUAAGAUGAAGGAAUUAAUGGAAUUUCUUAAAAUCUUAGGUUUUCAGCUCUGUGCUCCUAGGGCUGUCUGACUUUUUGCCUGUAAAAUCAGAAACUCUUGUUACUUCCCAGCAGGUCUGAGGAUCAUGCUUCCUCUGCUGUCCUCUGCAGGAUCAGUACUGUCCAGCUUUUCCCCUUCAUUGCAGCGCUACUCAGUUUUUGAAUAGUGUUGACUGGAGACAGGGCACCCAAGAGAACGGAACACACAGUGUGUGAGAGACCUCUCCUGCUGCUGCUGUCAGAUGAGGGGUGUGAGUGCUUCUCCAUCAGUGCUCAUUGAUCAUUAAUGUUCCUAGAUACUUCUCACCCUAAGACUUGCUUACCAAGCUAAUCAAAGAGAAUCUGUGCUAAUUACUUUUAAAUUGAAGAAAAUAGUACUGAUAGGCAUGUUUUAGUUUGUUCGUUCUGAUCCCAUAUUGAUUAUCCUCUCCUAUAAUUCUGUUCCAUAAAUUGUUUUCUAUAAAAAAUCAGACAAUUUGGAAAUUUAUGUAAUAAGACACAGUGUUUUGUUAAUUUUAAACUCCAUCUUGCUAUCUGAUUAUUCAAAGUGUUCUGAGGAUUACCUUGGAAAAAAGCCAUUACUUAAUAAAGGAUUACAACCCUUUA
This is a messenger RNA of Oryctolagus cuniculus (rabbit), 5639 nucleotides long. It is a transcript of the gene TMOD3, whose product is annotated as tropomodulin 3. The record is from RefSeq and is a predicted model, not a curated record. Gene Ontology annotation, molecular function: tropomyosin binding. Gene Ontology annotation, biological process: myofibril assembly; muscle contraction; pointed-end actin filament capping. Gene Ontology annotation, cellular component: cytoskeleton; striated muscle thin filament; myofibril. Lineage: Eukaryota; Metazoa; Chordata; Mammalia; Lagomorpha; Leporidae.